CACCACCAGACAAACCAAGAGAGACAAAACAGAUGCCAUAAAUAAGCAAGCAAUGACACUGUCAAUCCCGUGAUAUCCAUUAUUAUAUCAGUCAGGGUAAAAAACAGGUGGUCUCUCAAUCAUACAUUCCCACCACAGCUGUCAGCUAAAACUUUUAGAUCUCCAUGGCUACUCUCUCCAAAUUCUCUGGUAUCUUAUCCAUUCUCAUUAUCUUCUUUGCCAAAUUGAAUCCCCUGUUAUCAGAAAAUUUGCCUACAACUAUUUCAGCUUCUCCGUCUGUUAUGCCCUAUGCGACUGCACCCAACAUGACCUCUUUUUUCCCAUCUCCUCGUGUCCAUCAACCUCCAGAAGCGGCAGCGGUAGCUCCAAGUGUAGGGGCACUUGUGCCGAUUUCAAGUUCAGGAGAGUUUAUUGGGAAGAGUUGUGCUGGUUCGCCUGAGGUUGAGAGCAGCAUUGCUAUAUUUGGUCUGCUGGUGGUGUAUUUGGUGUUUGGACAGUAGUUCUCGGGUCUUUGAGCACAUCAGAUGUAUUCAAUAACAGAGUGGGGAGUUUUUCCAUUCGCUUUUUUAUGUGGAGUUAUUUAGCACUCACUCCUUCCUUUCUUUAUAUAUGCUGAGAUAUGGUAAUCAUGAUUUCAAUAUUGAAGCCCCUUAUUUUGUCCA
Messenger RNA from Rhododendron vialii, 662 nucleotides. RefSeq lists its product as uncharacterized. Bases 165 to 500 code for a protein of 111 amino acids. The transcript has a single exon. Lineage: Eukaryota; Viridiplantae; Streptophyta; Magnoliopsida; Ericales; Ericaceae. The record is from RefSeq and is a predicted model, not a curated record.